UUCACGAAAAUAUAUUUCAUUGUGAAACAAAGCUCGCCAUUAGCACAUCAUAUAACUUCUACCAGUCUUCUUGUAGAGAGGGAGAGAGAGAAAGCCAAACCCCAGAGACACAAAGCCUAGCUUUAAUCAGAAGCCACGACAUUCUGCUGGCAAAUCAAAAACUAACCUCAAAAAGAAAAAAGGGGCAAGCAGCUAAUUACAUCCUUUCAGUUUCUAUGAACAAUUUUACCUUUCAAUAGAAAUCACUUCAAAUCAGAAUAUCCCAUUGACAAAUUGUCAUUAUUCUUAAAUAUUUGCUUUUCUUGGCCUAUUCUUUCCAGCGACAUGGCGAUACGUGAUUGGGUCGCAAUAUGUUAUGAAAUAUUCACGAGUGUAGGGAUGGAUAGUUUGUAAAGGAUUGGUAGAAUAUGCUCACGGCUGUGUUUGGCUUUGCUUAUAAAUUAGUUCCAUUCAACGGAUUAGGCUUAGGUAAGCGCAUAUUGGUAAACUCUGUCCUAAAACUCUAAAAUUUAAAACAAGCAACGGUCGACUCAUUCGUUUUGAAAUUAUACAUACGCGCAUAUUUCUCUCUCUCUGUCUCUGUCUCUCUCUCUUUCUCUCUUCUCGGGCUUCAGCUUCAAAGUUUAGUCCCUAAUCUAGUAAAAUCGCUCAGUUCCAAAGACUCACUUUUUUGUCUGGAAAAUUCCCAGAUACACCGUAAUCAAAAGCUUCUUCCUUUGUUGCCCAGGAUCUAAGUGUCGUGGUGUUCUGGGACUGGAGCGGAGGAGCUAGCGCUGGAUUCAUAUUGGGAACCUUAAUGAUGGCUAAUCCAAACUCAUCAACAUCGAUAGUCUCUUCAGAAUCCUCUGAAGAAAAGGCCACACAUAUAGCGGAUUUAAACAUGAAUAUGUCUGAACUUUCUCUAAGCCAUCAAAGUCUAAUCACCUCAUAUGGUCCUGUCUCUAUCCUUUGGGACAUUGAGAAUUGUUGUCUUCCUAGAAGACUCUCCUCUGAAGCCGUAGCAGUUAAUAUUAAGAGGGCAGCUUUGCGGACUAACCCUCAAAUUAAAAAAGUUAUAACGUUUUCUGCCUAUGGGAAUUUUAGUGAAUUACCCCAGCGACACACAAAGGGCCUUCAGAAAAGUGGUGUCACACUCAUAGAUGUUCCAAAUGUGGGAAAGGAUGCUGCUGACAGAGCUAUUUUGGUCGACAUGUUUCUUUUUGCCCUUGACAACCCUCCACCUUCUUCGAUCAUGUUGAUCUCUGGGGAUGUAGAUUUUUCUGCGGCUCUUCACAUACUUGAUCAACGUGGAUAUAAUAUAAUCCUUGUUACACCAGAAGGUGCUUCAGCUGCCCUCACUAAUGCUGCUAAGUUUGUUUGGGACUGGCCUAGUGUGGCUUGUGGGCGAGGCCUCGUUAGCCCCACCAAGGUUGGAGGAGCAGCCGACGUUGCAGGUUUGAAUGAUAAGGAUGCACUUUCAUUUAGGGAGAGGGGGAUGUCACAAAUCUUUUUGAACCCGAGGGUCGAUACUGUUUCUUCUGAUGAUCAGAUGGAAUCUACUAUGCGGGUACAACCGGGAGACCUAAAUGGUCUAAAGGGGCAGUUAGUAAAAAUGCUGGAAGGCUCAGAAGGACGCCUGUCCCUGAAACAAGUUAAGUCUGAGUACCAGAAGCGUUUCGAGCGGUCUCUUAAUGUAGAAGAGUAUGGUGUAUUCACGCUCAGAAAUCUUUUCACGAAGAUGGGUGACGUAAUGGAGCUAGUGGGGAAGGACGAGCUGUCUGUCUGUCUUAAAAGUUCAAGGGCAGGCCAUAAUGCACUGCAGGGGAGAAUGAAGGAUAAAGGAAAGGGGAUCCUGGGAAGCUCAACUCUGUAAUAGAGUACUUGAUUCGAGUUUUACAAGAAGGAAGAUAGCGCAGAUAGUUAUAAGCUCAAUUUUGUAAUAGACUUGAUUUUUGAUUUCUAAUACGGAAGAUAGAGCAGAUAGUCAUAUAAACUCGACUCUGUAAUAGACUUGAUUUCUUACUUCUAUAAUA
Messenger RNA from Alnus glutinosa, 2012 nucleotides. RefSeq lists its product as uncharacterized. Gene Ontology annotation, molecular function: RNA nuclease activity. Gene Ontology annotation, cellular component: peroxisome. The record is from RefSeq and is a predicted model, not a curated record. Bases 797 to 1852 code for a protein of 351 amino acids. Lineage: Eukaryota; Viridiplantae; Streptophyta; Magnoliopsida; Fagales; Betulaceae. The transcript is spliced from 3 exons. Gene Ontology annotation, biological process: regulation of gene expression.